AUGUAUUACUUAUUAUUCUUAAUUGGCGUUGUCUUUUCAAGUAUUAAUCCAGCUGAUUAUAUUUCAUAAUCUGAUCGUCCUUAAAUCGCCGCUCAUCUUAGAAUUUGUUCAGUCUUCCAGUUAUGAUGAUAUCUAACUUUAAUAGAAAAUAAGGCUUACUCAUUUGAAGGUGAAAUGUUUUAAGGAAUAGACUUCAUUGAAUUAAAUGUUGUUCUAUCUCAAGACUUGCAUUGUAAACAUUAGACAGCUCAUAAAUUAUGUAAUAAUAGUAGCAAAUGAUACAAUAAUGAGUGCUGUUUCUAUAUUUAAUAAUUGACAGAGUAUUAAU
Messenger RNA from Paramecium sonneborni, 328 nucleotides. The record is from the annotation of a GenBank genome assembly. Lineage: Eukaryota; Ciliophora; Oligohymenophorea; Peniculida; Parameciidae.